Loa loa (African eye worm) is the source of this 363-nucleotide messenger RNA. RefSeq lists its product as hypothetical. Lineage: Eukaryota; Metazoa; Nematoda; Chromadorea; Rhabditida; Onchocercidae. The annotation marks the transcript as partial. The transcript has 3 exons. The record is from RefSeq and is a predicted model, not a curated record.
GAAUUAAUAUUAUGCUUACAUGAAAUAAGUGAAUGUUAUUGUACUUAUGCAUCGACAAGUUCUCAAAAUUCAUCGGCUCAUUUUUCACGAAUUGCGCAAUUUGUUUUCCUGUUAAUGGAACCAGAUGAUCAAAUUAUGCUGAAGCUGUGUACAGUUUCAAAUGUCACAUUUAUGGCAUAUAAUUUGGAUCAGUUAUUUAACCAAAUGCAUAUUUAUAGUGAUCAUAAUGAUCGCAAUGAUAGUAAUCCAUCGAUGUCACUUCAAUUAUCACCAAAUUUCAAAUAUUAUGUUAUGCGAUAUUUCAAGCAUCAUCCUACAUUUGCUUUGAUGGAUGACAAUAAGCUAAUAAGUGGUGGUAAUUAA